Dermacentor silvarum is the source of this 420-nucleotide messenger RNA. Its product is annotated as lysozyme 2-like. The annotation marks the transcript as partial. The transcript is spliced from 5 exons. NCBI's taxonomy places the organism in Eukaryota, Metazoa, Arthropoda, Arachnida, Ixodida, Ixodidae. The record is from RefSeq and is a predicted model, not a curated record.
UCUGUGGCCGCCCUGGUGGCACUUCCCUGCUCCUGGGCAAAGGUGUUCGAGAAAUGCGAGCUGGCACGGGAGCUUCUCUAUGUGCACGGAUUCCCCGAAGACCAGAUAACCGCAGUAGCGCGCGCAUCAAGGCACCCUAGUCAAAGCGACGCUCCGCCCGUGUUCUCAAUGGAAUCAGCCGGCUGGGUGUGCAUCGCCGAGCAUGAGAGCCUCUUCAACAGCAGCGCAGUCGGCCACAUGAACUGGGACGGCAGCGCAGACCACGGUCUCUUCCAGAUCAACGACCGGUACUGGUGCAGCCCGCCUGGACCUAAGAACGAAUGCUACAUUGACUGCGCCGACCUCGAGGAUGACGACAUAACUGACGACGUUGAAUGCGUGCGCCUCAUUUAUAAGAGGCACGGAUUCUCCGCCUGGUAA